Molecule: messenger RNA, 1407 nt
Organism: Pomacea canaliculata
Lineage: Eukaryota; Metazoa; Mollusca; Gastropoda; Architaenioglossa; Ampullariidae
Product: thioredoxin, mitochondrial-like
Exons: 4
Coding region: 195-689 (164 amino acids)
Biological process (GO): cell redox homeostasis
Cellular component (GO): mitochondrion
Source: RefSeq, a predicted model, not a curated record
GCAGGGUCACACUAAACAAUUUUUAACACAUAGCUUGACCAGUAACGGGUUUUUCAUAUAAAUAAGACGUGCAUGCGCUGUAUCUAGAAAAAGGUCAUUCUAUAACAGUGUGCUGUUCUUAUCAUUUUAUAACUAUGACACUUUUAACGCUAUUUCCGUCUUCGUGCCUGUAUUGAUUGUACGAUAGAAUCAGAAUGAGCUGCCGACAAAUCUUAAGGAGGCUUACACCGGUCUUUCGCUGUACAUCCACUUUAGUACCAUCAAUUAACAAUAGCAUAAACUGUCUAAACCGCCAUUUUGUGAUAAGACAAAAUUUGGCCAAAAAUCUCACAGGUUCAAGAUACUUUUCUUCAACUGUAGAUCCACAGAUAAUCAACAUACAGGAUGAAGAUGACUUCAUGAAACGUGUAAUUGAAGCCAGUACCAAAUCACCAAUUGUUGUGGACUUUCAUGCACACUGGUGUGGACCAUGCAAGCUUCUGGGGCCACGAUUGGAGUCAAUCAUAGCUGGAGAAAAAGGUCGCGUUACUCUGGCAAAAGUUGACAUUGAUGAAAAUGCAGAACUAGCCAUGAGAUUUAAUGUCCAGUCUGUACCAACAGUAUAUGCAAUCAAGAAUGGUAGCAUCGUCAAAUCAUUCAUUGGUUUGAAGGAUGAUGACGAGAUCGAAAGCUUCGUGAAAGCAUUGUAGACACAAAAAUGCAAUCUUCCAGUCUCUUGUAUGUCUAUAAAGUAUGGUUAUUUGAUGAAAAGUGUACUUGUCUCAUUUAUCUGCAAAAUAUAUGUUGAUUUCAAGGAGUGCAACGGUUGAAUUCUUUACUUUGAAAAGUUGUGAGGAGACCUGCAUUUAUUGUUGAACUGACUGUGUUACAUACAUUGUCACUUUAGUCUGUAGUAGUUGACUGAUAACACUUCUGAUUUUUGGCGCAUAUGCACAUCGUUUGAUGUGUCUGUGCCGACCUGCAUCAUCACUAACAAAAAAGACAUCAGUAAUGUAUAUAAAAAUUCUAAUACCAAACAACCUAUUAACCUUUUAGUACAAAUAACACAAAAAUGAUUUUAUUUUAAUGCUUUUAAUAUAAAUGCAGCACUUCAAUGCAAUAUUGUCCAACAUAUUUGGUUGCUUUGUUAUCACGCUUUCUCUUCAGACAGUUUGAUAUAAGCUGUUCGAGCUUCCACAAAUCUGAAAACUUUGCCUGAAAUAUAAAGACCAUAGCUAAUGAAUGAAACAGCCUGUUGAUCAAAUACAUGAUAUAUGUACAACUGUCAAUAGAUAAUCCAGCUUGUUUUUCAUGUUACUCAGCGCCCUUUAAGCAUGCUCUUUGAAAAAGUAUUCUGAAAAAAAUUAUUUACAUAAAUUCAAGCUGUACAGAUGGCUAGACCAAUAAAAGCAUACUUUUUUGGUGAUA